Molecule: messenger RNA, 1134 nt
Organism: Tinamus guttatus (white-throated tinamou)
Lineage: Eukaryota; Metazoa; Chordata; Aves; Tinamiformes; Tinamidae
Source: RefSeq, a predicted model, not a curated record
AUGUCUAGAGAAAUAGCCCAAGAGAAGGAGAUCCGUGGGGCAGAAAUGGGCCGUUCCUCCAAACAAGAGAUGAUAGCAGUUACUGCAGUUGCUUUACAGGAUCAUAUUAUACAUGAACUUCAGCUCCAGAAUCUUUCAUUAGUGGAUCCUUUUAAGUCAAAGUCAAGGAAUAUAAAGAACAUUUCCAAACCUGUGAACAAAGAGAUGGUCAGAGCAAUAGUAGACACUGGACUGAGAAAAAAGAGCACUCACCAUAAAAAAGAGGAAGAUUCAGAAAAGGAGUAUGUUCUUGAUCCCAAUCCUCCACAGCUAACAUUAGCUCAGAAAUUAGGCUUGGUUGAGCCUCCUCCCUUGCCACUCACUGCUGAAGAAUGGGCAAAAAUAAAGCAGAGAUCCAUAAAGCAGGGAGAUUCUGUGCAGCCUUGUGCAAUCUGCAGGGAAGAAUUUGCACUCCAGCCUCAGGUAUUGCUUUCAUGUUCCCAUGUAUUUCAUAAAGCAUGCCUAAAAGCCUUUGAAAAAUUUACAGGUAAAAAGUCUUGUCCUAUGUGCAGGAAAAACCAGUAUCAGACCCGAGUAAUACAUGACGGGGCACGCUUGUUUAAAGUAAAGUGCGCUAUCAGAAUUCAAGCUUCAUGGAGGGGAUACGUUGUCAGAAAGUGGUAUAAAAACUUGAGAAAAACAGUGCCUCCUAAAGAUAGCAAAUUAAGAAAACAGUUCUUUGAAGAAAAGGUUCAACAUAUCAGCACUCGGCUGCUCAGUUCCUAUGAUACCAACCUAGAUGAGUUUUUUUCUGAAAUCGAUUCUUCUAUCGCUGCAAGUCGAGAUGCCUUCCAGCAGGUGGAAGGAAAGGAAAUGUUAUUAAGCAAACUCGACUGGGAGAAGAUACAGAUGCAGGCAUUUCGGCAGGAGAUCUUUGACUGUCCUAUCUGCAUUAUGCCGCUCAGCCCCGCUCUCCAUCCUCCCUGUGCCUUUCCUGGUAAGGGCAGCCAGUUCCCGCGGCAGACGGUGCUGCUGUCUUGUUCACAUUUGUUUCAUCGCACCUGUCUUCAAGCAUUUGAAGAGUUCUCCUUGGGAGAAAGACACAUGUGCCCUUUAUGUCGUUCAUAUUAUCAGAAGAAGGUUCUUGAAUGUUGA